AUGCCGUACCCCCAAAAUGGGCAGAUGUACAGUGUUCAGGACAAUGUCGGUAUGGGGCCCAGCGCGGACGAGAUGUCGAGGUUUUUCCAGGGAAACCCAUUCACCUCCAAUGUACCACCGCAAAAGGUCAAGAAAAACAAGGCCACUUUUCCGGCAAGCCUCUGUUGCUGCUGCUGUUGUGAGGAGGAUGUAUCUGGACAAGCUCCCAUACCACACAGCAACAAGUCGAUCAUUCUAAAGCCGAUCAGAAGAGAACGUAUUGUGGAGGUCAUGAGAGAGGAAGUGCAGGAACGGGUCAUCAAUGUUCCGCAGGUGCAGUAUGUUGACAAGUUCGUGGAAGUGCCCAAACCCAUCUUCAAAUACAAAAUGAAGGAAGUUAAAAGGCCGGUGAUGGUGGAAAAGAUUAAAAGGGUGCCCAAAAUAGUGGAGGAAGAAAAGAUCAUAGAGGUGCCUGAAAUCCGUUACGUUGAAAAGGAAGUCAUGGUUCCGCACAUUAUUAAGAGGGAGCGGAUCGUGGAAGUACCACUCCCGGUUGUCAGGGAGAGGCGCAUCCCAGUUUUGAAAUUGCGCAAAAACGAGACCUACCAAGAGGUCGACAAUGUCAACUACAACGAAUUCGGUACAGCCAUCACAUCAGUCAGGGAGGGCGCAGAAGCUCCUAACAACACCCCCAUCAAACGGAAGACUGAAAGUGGAAGUAACGACGAUAAAUUGGUUGUCGAGUCGAAAUUUUACAAGGAGACCGAACGAUCCCACAUAACCAAACAGGUUGAGGAGGUAGUCAGGACCACCAAACCCUCUAUUGCCGAGAAACCAGACUCGCCGAGGCAUCACAGCCCAAGGCAGAUGCAAGAUCUAGCUCAAACCCAACAGACCAAAGAGGUCAAAAGGUGGUUGCAGAAUAUGAAUGAGGUGAAACAGACGGCAGGCAGCAGUGAAAGGGGAAGCAAGCAACUGAAUCCAGGUGUCAACGCCGGUUCAGUAGGACUGCAGGAAAUCCCUUUUGAGCAGCUGCAACUGAUGGAAAACAAUGGCGACAUCAAACAUAGCAUCACCGUAACGGAAAUUGUAUCAGGUCGUGAAACCCAUCGGCACACGAAGAAGGCGCACGACACUUAUGUCCAUGACAUAGUCAUUGAAAAUAUAGGUGGAGGCGAUAUCCCUGGUGAUUACCACAUGCAUGAAGAACAGCAGGACGAUACCGUUAGCAUAUACCCGAACAUUGACGCCCUAUCCAUCACAUCUAAUUCUAGCGAUGCGCACCGACACAAACAACAGGUAAAUUACACAGGGCAAUUGCGAACUCAAAUUCUUACAGAACAACGCGUAGCAAACGGCACAAGCAAAAGAAGUGAUAACGUCUGUCAAAAUUAUCUAAUGGUCUGCGGUGAGCGUUCCAUCUCCUUCGCACAGCCGUUACCCACCCAAGAUGUCGUAAAGCGCCUGUUCAACUGGUGA
Babesia ovata is the source of this 1458-nucleotide messenger RNA. Its product is annotated as alveolin domain containing intermediate filament IMC4, putative. NCBI's taxonomy places the organism in Eukaryota, Apicomplexa, Aconoidasida, Piroplasmida, Babesiidae. Bases 1 to 1458 code for a protein of 485 amino acids. The record is from RefSeq and is a predicted model, not a curated record. The transcript has a single exon.